This is a messenger RNA of Megalops cyprinoides (Indo-Pacific tarpon), 355 nucleotides long. RefSeq names its product ladderlectin-like. Lineage: Eukaryota; Metazoa; Chordata; Actinopteri; Elopiformes; Megalopidae. The record is from RefSeq and is a predicted model, not a curated record. Gene Ontology annotation, molecular function: signaling receptor activity. The transcript has 7 exons. The coding region runs from base 38 to 355 and encodes 105 amino acids.
CUGAUAUUAACCAUCCAGAGUCGCUAUCACAGAGACCAUGAGGGUUCUGACCAUCGCUGUGCUGCUCUGCACCGCCCUCGCUCUGCCUGCAGCAACAGGAGAGACUGAGAAACGUGUUGAUGAUGUGGCCUCUUCUCAAGACUCUGGAAUUGAGAAAAAAUACUGCAUCACGUUGGGUGGAAACCUGGCCUCCUUACACAGUCUCCAGGAGUAUGAGUUUGUACAGAAGCUCACUGCUGGGUCUCCUUGGACUUGGGUCGGGGGUUUCGAUGCUGUUAAGGAGGGGGAGUGGCAGUGGAGUGAUGGAUCUGCAUUUCCCUACCAUCCCUGGGGGGUGCUGUUCGUCUGCUGGUGA